UCUCCCCCUCUUUGAGAAGACAGACUGCACCUCCUCCUGACUCCAUCAUGGCAACUGCAUUCUACUCCCGGAGCUCCAUGGGGGGCUCCAGCCUUGGGCGAGCUUUCUCCGGGGGCUCAUCCAGAGGCAUGAGCUCCUUCAGCGUGGCUGGGGGGGCAGUGGGUGGCGGUUUGAGGGUCUCCCAGGCCAGCCGCAGCUUCUCUGCAGGUUUUGGCGGGGGUGCAGGUUUUGGCGGGGGUGCAGGUUUUGGUGGGGGUGCAGGUUUUGGCGGGGGUGCAGGUGGAGGAUUCGGAGGAGGGUCGGAGGACAGUGUGGUCGGGAACGAGAAGUUCACCAUGCAGAACCUGAACGACCGGCUGGCGUCGUACCUGUCCAAGGUGGCGAUGCUGGAGAAGGCCAACACAGAGCUGGAGCUGAAGAUCAGGAACUUUGCAGAAACCAAGAUCGGCCCCUCCGGCAAAGAUUACAGCGGCUUCUUGGCCACCAUCUCUGAGCUGCAGGCUAAGAUCCAGGACGGCCUCAUCGCCAGGGGGGCGGUGAUGCUGAACAUCGAUAACGCCCAGCUGGCUGUGGACGACUUCAGGAUGAAGUUUGAGAACGAGCUGUCCAUGCGUCAGUCGGUGGAGGCGGACAUCGCCAGGCUGAAGAUGAUGCUGACGGAGCUGGCUGGCAUCAAAAGCGACUUUGGCAUGCAGAUCGACAGCCUGGCGGCUGAGAGAGAGUCCAUGAAGACGGCCCACGAGGAGGAAUUGCUGUCCCUACGCUCUCAGGUGAGCGGUCAGGUGAACGUGGAGGUGGACGCUGCUCCUCAGCAGGACCUGACAAAGGUGAUGGAGGAGAUCCGGGAAUACUAUGAAGGUGUUGCUCAGAAGAACAGCAAGGAGCUGGACGGCUGGUUCAAUAACAAGAGGGAGGCUCUCGUCAAGGAGCAGGAGACGACAGAGGUCUCCCUGAAGACCACCGUGUCCGAGUCCAAGGAGCUGAGGGGUCAGCUUCAGAGCCUGGAGAUCGAGCUGCAGUCCCAGAUGAGCAUGAAAGCGUCUCUGGAGGCCUCGCUGCUGGACGUCCAGAACCGCUACGCCAUGACGAUGAGCGGCCUCCAGAACCAGGUGUUCUCCGCUGAGGAGCAGCUGCAGCGGCUGCGGGCCGACCUGGAGCGGCAGAGUCAGGACUACCAGAUGCUGCUGGACAUCAAGACCAAGCUGGAGAUGGAGAUCGGCGAGUACCGCCGGCUGCUGGACGCGGAGGCCUCAGGGUCCUCUGCCUCGUCCUCUUCAACCAAGACCAUCAUCAAGGUGGUGGAGCACACGGUCACGCAGUGAAGGCUCCGCCCACAGAGGCCCUGCUUUGGCCCGGAGACUUCAUCUUCAUCAUCAUCAUCUUCAGUGGAGCCUCCUAAAAGUUUCUGUCUGUCUUCUCCAAAAUAAAUCUGAGCUCCAACCACAA
Messenger RNA from Oryzias latipes (Japanese medaka), 1446 nucleotides. RefSeq names its product keratin, type I cytoskeletal 13. The record is from RefSeq and is a predicted model, not a curated record. Gene Ontology annotation, molecular function: structural molecule activity. Lineage: Eukaryota; Metazoa; Chordata; Actinopteri; Beloniformes; Adrianichthyidae. Gene Ontology annotation, cellular component: cytoskeleton.